GGUAUACGAAACCGCGCUCGAAGUCACGAAUUGAACGAAUCAGUGCAUCCGAAGAUGCUGUGCGCGGCGAUGUCGCUUCUCUUCGUCCUUUUCUGUGCCUUCUGCCUCUACGAUUGCCUCAAGCCGCGCAAUUUUCCUCCUGGUCCAAAAUGGCUGCCGCUUGUGGGCUGCUUCCUCGGGUUCCGACGCUUGAGGGCGAAAAAUGGAUACGCUUAUCUAGCAUUUCAGGAACUGACGAGGACCUACGGACCAAUCUUGGGCCUGAAGCUGGGAAACCAAAAGGUGGUUGUGAUCUCGACGCACGACCUGGUGAAGAAAGUUCUCCUGCGAGACGAGUUCAACGGCAGACCCGACGGCUUCUUCUUCAGGGUUCGUUCCUUCGGAAAAAGAAAAGGGAUUCUGUUUACCGAGGGCCCACGAUGGUCUCAAUGUCGCCGUUUCACCAUGCGCCACCUCAGGAUGUUUGGAUUAGGCCAGUCGGUCAUGGAGAAGCAGUUGACCGUCGAGGCAGAGAACCUCGUGAGGUAUCUGCGUCGUGCCAGCGCGAUAGCUCCAGUUCCCAUGCACACCGCCUUCGACAUCGCGGUACUGAACUCUCUUUGGUCCAUGUUUGCUGGUCACAGGUUCGACUACGAGAAUGAAAAGCUGACGGAGAUGCUGGAAACCGUACACGAUGCCUUCAGAUUGAUGGACACCAUGGGUGGGAUAGUGUCUCAGAUACCAUUCCUCCGCUUCGUCAUACCAGAGUUGUGCGGUUACAAUGAACUAAUGCGAAUCCUGAGGAAGCUUUGGAGCUUCCUGGACGAGGAGAUAAGCGUCCACGAGAAGCGUUUGUCAUCGAACGAGCCUCAGGAUCUCAUCGAGGCCUUCCUCUUGGAGAUCUCCUCCAACGACGGCAAGCGUAGCGAGACAAUUUUUGAUCGAGAGAAUUUACUGGUACUAUGUCUGGACCUGUUUCUGGCUGGCUCGAAGACCACGACCGACACUUUGGCGACCACGUUGCUAUUUCUGUCCCUGCACUCGGAGUGGAUCAAAACGCUUCGAGAUGAGUUGGAUAAUGUUGUGGGUAGAUCAAGGGCCCCUGCUUUGGAAGAUUAUCCGUCGAUGCCGUUGAUGGAAUCGUUCCUUGCAGAGGUGCAGAGAUUUUUGAUCCUGGCACCUCUCGGAGUACCUCACAAGACCAUGGAGGAUGUAACUCUCAACGAAUAUCGCAUACCAAAGGAUACAAUCGUCCUUCUGGAUUUUCAUAGCGUUCACAAUGACGAAGCAUACUGGGAUCGCCCGCACGAGUUUCGACCGCAACGAUUUCUGGACGAAAGUGGCCGAUUCAGUCAGAAAAAUGCGAGCAUGCCUUUCGGUUUAGGCAAGAGACGGUGUCCCGGAGAAAUGCUAGCCCGCAGUUCCUUAUUCUUGUUCUUCGCCUACGUUAUACAUUAUUUCGACAUCGAAAUUUCACCUGACCACGACGAGCCAGACCCGAAUGGUUACGAUGGUUUCACUAUAUCGCCGAAACCGUAUUACUUGAAGCUCACCGCGAGAUCCGACAUCGCGAGCCACGUAAACGGAGAUUCGGAAAGUAUCGUGAGUAAAUUUAUUUUCACAAUCGUAACCAAAAUUUAGUUUAAACGCAACAUAGAUAUUAGCGUACAAAAAUAUUUAAAUGGACAAAGUAUAUUUAUUUAUAUGCAACGGAUGAAAAUAUUUUAAAGAACGCUAAUGCUUGGACCGAGAUUCAUUUUAAAUAAAGGUGUUCUUAUCGCCUCGAUGACGUCUAAUUUCCAGCGGCAAGAAAACAUUUAGCAGCCAGCGUUGGGGCUCCGUAUACAUAAAAGGACUGAAUCGCCACGUGGCGCGACGCUGACGGUACAUUUGGACUUCCGCGAAACGAGAUGAUUUCGACGAACACGUGAAACGACGCCUAAAGCGACUUUCCAGCGGCAGGAACAAUAAACAAAAUUUGAGAGAAAAAUUUGUUUAAUUCAAGCAAACAGGCGUCUAUCCGCGUGUCGAGUUCCUCCGAACGGAAAACGUCUAACCGAUGCGCGUGGAAACAUCGUUUAAUUAUUUCUUGGUUACUCGUGCUUAAAGUUUCCGCACCUUAUGCAAACAAAGGACUAUCUUAUCUUAUGUUUGGAUCGUACUGGACCGAGUUUCCGCCAGUGCAUCCCUAUCACCCUAGUUAUAAACAAAUCCUCCGAGGCUACCGCGACUCUCAGAUCACCUGGCAGAGAAACGGAACGUUGUCGACGAUUCCUAUUCUCAGCCACCUCUGGCGAAGCCUGAGUGUUUCUUGGGAAAGAUAAGAAAAUAUAUGACAUCUUUCUGUAGAAAAUUUCCUUAUCUUUAUUUUAAUAACU
Messenger RNA from Hylaeus anthracinus, 2357 nucleotides. RefSeq names its product methyl farnesoate epoxidase-like. Gene Ontology annotation, biological process: xenobiotic metabolic process. The transcript has 9 exons. The record is from RefSeq and is a predicted model, not a curated record. Gene Ontology annotation, cellular component: intracellular membrane-bounded organelle; cytoplasm. Bases 55 to 1620 code for a protein of 521 amino acids. NCBI's taxonomy places the organism in Eukaryota, Metazoa, Arthropoda, Insecta, Hymenoptera, Colletidae. Gene Ontology annotation, molecular function: heme binding; iron ion binding; oxidoreductase activity, acting on paired donors, with incorporation or reduction of molecular oxygen, reduced flavin or flavoprotein as one donor, and incorporation of one atom of oxygen.